This is a messenger RNA of Oxyura jamaicensis (ruddy duck), 10924 nucleotides long. It is a transcript of the gene PIEZO2, whose product is annotated as piezo type mechanosensitive ion channel component 2. The transcript is spliced from 56 exons. Lineage: Eukaryota; Metazoa; Chordata; Aves; Anseriformes; Anatidae. Gene Ontology annotation, molecular function: monoatomic cation channel activity; mechanosensitive monoatomic ion channel activity. The coding region runs from base 260 to 8815 and encodes 2851 amino acids. Gene Ontology annotation, cellular component: plasma membrane. Gene Ontology annotation, biological process: regulation of membrane potential; detection of mechanical stimulus; cellular response to mechanical stimulus. The record is from RefSeq and is a predicted model, not a curated record.
GCGGCGGGCGAGGAGGGGGCCGCGCUGCUGCUGCCGCCGCCGCCGCCGCGGAGCCCCGAGGGGGCGGGCGGGUGUGUGCGCGCGUGUGUGCGCGCGUGUGUCCGCACGGGGAUGCGGCGGGCGGCGUGAGGCGAGGAGGGAACGGGCGAUGCUCCGCCGCCGCGGCGGCUCCGCGCACGGGGGGACCUAGGAGCGGCGGUGGCGCGCAGCGAGGGACGGCUCGACGGCCGGCCGAGACCCCCCCCCCAGCCCCGGCGCGAUGGCCACCGAGGUGCUGUGCGGGCUCACCUUCAGGCUGCUCCUGCCCGUGUGCCUGGCUGCCGCCUGUGCUUUCCGUUACAAUGGGCUCUCCUUUGUCUACCUCAUCUACCUCCUGCUCAUUCCUCUGUUUUCAGAACCCACAAAAACAACGAUGAAAGGGCAUACAGGACGAUUAUUAAAAUCUCUGUGUUUCAUCAGUCUAUCAUUUCUGCUGCUGCACAUCAUCUUUCAGAUUACAAUAAACAGUCUUGAAGCUGGAAAAACUAUUGAACCUGGUUUUAACUGUUCAACAUGGGAGAAAACAUUACGGCAGAUUGGUUUUGAAAGUGUGAAAGGAGCAGAUGCUGGCAACGUGAUCAGACUAUUUGUACCAGACAUUGGGAUGUUCAUUGCUAGCCUGACAAUAUGGCUCCUCUGCCGCAACAUGGUUCGGAAGCCAGUAACCGAGGACGCAGCCCAGUGCAACAUGCAAUUUGAAAAUGAGGAAAUGGCUGUAAGAGAAAAGUUGGAGCCAGAUGAUGCUUUGAUGUAUGAAGAAGAUUUGGAUGAUGAAGAUGGUGCUGAAGCAGAAUCUGAAGAAACGAUGAAGUUAAAACUGCUGCGUAGAAUCGCCUUCCUAGCAUCCAAACUGAGGGAGUUUAUUGGCAACAUGAUAACCACCACUGGAAAAGUUGUUGUUACUAUUUUACUUGGUUCAGCAGGUAUGAUGGUGCCAUCUUUGACCUCAGCUGUGUAUUUCUUAGUAUUUUUGGGCCUGUGCACAUGGUGGUCCUGUUGCCAAGUAUUUGAUCCGCUGAUAUUCAGCUGUCUCUGUGUAUUAAUGGCUAUAUUCAGUGCGGGGCACAUAAUUGGACUUUAUCUGUACCAGCUACAGUUCUUCCAGGAGGUUGUUCCACCAAAAGAUUUCUACGCCAGGUUGUUUGGUGUCACUUCUCUUACUCAGACAAACUGCUCAAGCACUUGGAUGAUCAUCAAGAAUCAAGAGUUGCAUUGGUAUCACCACGCUAAUCCAAUCUUACUGCUGGUGAUGUACUACACCCUCGCAACUCUAAUCCGCCUUUGGCUUCAAGAGCCCAUUCAGAUACCUGACGAAGAAGAGAAAUCUGAUAGCAGAGAGGAUGACAAAGAAAUACCCUGCAGUCCAAUUCCAAUGACAGCAGAGAGAAGGCGCAGUCUGUGGUAUGCAAGCCACUAUACAACUGAUGAGAGAAAACUUCUGUCAAUGACCCAAGAUGAAUACAAGCCAUCGGAUGUUCUGCUGGUAACAGUGAAUGGGAACCCUUCUGACUAUCACACCAUCCACCCCACACUGCCAUUAGAAAAUGGUCCAGCCAAACCAGACCUGUACUCAACACCACAGUACAAAUGGGAGCCUUCGGAUGACAUGUCAGAAAAGGAAGAGGAGGAAGGAGAGGAAGAGGAAGAAGAAGUUACUCAGGAGGAAAAAGAAAAUGUUAAAUUGAAUGCCCUGGUUUCUGUGUUCCAAUUUAUCAUGAAACAAAGUUACAUUUGUGCUCUGAUAGCUAUGAUGGCAUGGAGUAUCACAUAUCACAGCUGGUUGACUUUUGUGCUAUUGAUCUGGUCUUGUACACUGUGGAUGAUUCGUGACCGAAGGAAAUAUGCCAUGAUCACUUCGCCGUUCAUGGUUUUCUAUGGAAAUCUACUGCUAACAUUGCAGUACAUAUGGAGUAUUGAGCUCAAGAAUGAUGAACUUCCUCAAGUAUCGGGUUUUUUAGAAAGAAAGGAACCUGGGGAGUUGGCAUCAAAGAUCCUUUUCACGAUUACUUUCUGGCUACUGCUUAGGCAACACCUCACUGAACAGAAAGCACUUCAGCUGAAAGAAGCUACUUUAUCUGAGGUCAAAGUUGGAAGUGAAGAAGAUGAAGAAAAAGAUGAGGAGUUGCAAGAGGGAGAAGUGGCAGAAGAAGAAGAGGAGGAGGAAGAGGAGGAAGUUGAUGAUGAGGAUGAACAGGAUAUUAUGAAAGUUCUGGGGAAGCUCGUGAUGGCUAUGUUCAUCAAGUACUGGAUUUACGUCUGUGGGGGCAUGUUCUUCUUUGUCAGCUUUGAGGGUAGAAUUGUCAUGUACAAAAUCAUCUAUAUGGUACUGUUCCUGUUCUGUGUGGCCCUCUACCAGGUGCACUAUGAAUGGUGGAGAAGGAUUUUAAAGUACUUUUGGAUGUCAGUGGUUGUUUACACAAUGUUGGUACUUAUCUUCAUCUACACAUACCAGUUUGAGUCUUUCCCUGGGUUGUGGAAGAACAUGACAGGCCUGGAUGAAAGCAAACUAGAAGACCUUGGUUUAAAAAGGUUUUCUGUGGCUGAGCUAUUCACACGCAUCUUUAUCCCCACCUCCUUCCUGCUGGCAUGUAUCUUACACCUUCACUAUUUCCAUGACCAUUUCCUCCAGCUCACUGAUUUAAAAGCUGUAACUAGCAAACAGGACAACACUAUUUACAGCCAUGCCAAAGUCAAUGGCCGUGUUUAUCUAAUAAUAAAUAGCCUCAAGAACAAAUUACCAAACCACCAAAAUGAACUGGUGCACCAAGAUGGAAGCCUGCCUGACAUAACUAUGAUGAAUUUAACAGCCAGCAGUGAAAAGGAAGAGGAUAAAAUGCUGAAAGAGGCUGGUGAGAAAAGAAUGGAAGAGCCAGAUGGGGAGGGAGGGAAAGGGAGGGCAGAAAAAGGAAAAGAAGAAGAGAAGGAUGACGACAAGGAAGAUGAUGAUGAUGAAGACAGUGAGUCAGAGGAAGAAGAAACUACAGACUUAAGGAACAAGUGGCAUCUGGUGAUUGAUCGCCUUACAGUGCUGUUUUUGAAAUUCCUGGAGUAUUUUCAUAAGAUGCAAGUCUUUGUGUGGUGGCUUUUGGAGCUGCACAUCAUCAAAAUUGUCUCCUCUUAUAUCAUCUGGGUCACAGUGAAAGAGGUGUCUCUGUUUAACUUUGUGUUUUUAAUUGCCUGGGCUCUUGCUUUGCCAUAUGCUCAGUUUCGCCCACUGGCAUCAAGUAUCUGCACUGUUUGGACAUGUGUGAUUAUUGUCUGCAAAAUGUUGUACCAGCUCACAUCUAUUGAUCCCAGCACUUUUUCCAGUAACUGUACAUUGCCUGGAGAGAACGAAACCAAGGUUGAUAUCGAAGAACUCAAAACCUCAAUCCUCUACAGUGGUCCAGUUGAUCCUGCAGAGUGGGUUGGAUUGAGGAAGUCUUAUCCCCUGCUUGUGUACUUAAGGAAUAAUUUACUGAUGCUGGCUAUUCUGGCUUUUGAAGUUACAAUUUACCGUCAUCAAGAGUACUACAGAUGUCGAAAUAACCUCACUGUACCUGUGACUAAAACCAUUUUCCAUGAUAUUACAAGAGCACAUCUGGAUGAUGGACUGGUAAACUGUGUCAAGUAUUUCAUAAACUACUUCUUCUACAAGUUUGGUUUGGAGACCUGUUUUCUUCUAUCAGUUAAUGUAAUUGGUCAACGAAUGGAUUUUUAUGCAAUGAUUCAUGCCUUCUGGUUGAUUGCUGUAUUGUAUCGACGUAGAAGAAAAGCCAUUGCAGAGAUCUGGCCAAAGUAUUGCUGUUUUCUGGCAUGCAUCAUUACAUUCCAGUACUUCGUUUGUAUUGGCAUUCCACCUGCUCCUUGUAAAGACUAUCCAUGGAGAAGUGGUAAUGCCAACUUCAACUCAAACAUCAUAAAGUGGUUAUACUUUCCAGACUUCAUUGUGAGACCAAACCCUGUCUUCCUUGUCUAUGAUUUCAUGUUGCUGCUGUGUGCAUCCUUGCAAAGGCAAACGUUUGAGGAUGAAAAUAAAGCUGCUGUACGAAUCAUGGCUGGAGACAAUGUGGAAAUUUGUAUGAAUCUUGAGGCAGCAUCUUUCAGUCAGCAUAAUCCUGUUCCUGACUUCAUUCACUGCCGGUCCUACUUAGAUAUGUAUAAGGUGAUAAUAUUUAGUUACCUCUUCUGGUUUGUGCUUACUAUAAUCUUCAUAACGGGAACCACAAGGAUCAGCAUAUUCUGUAUGGGCUACUUGGUAGCCUGCUUUUAUUUCCUUCUCUUUGGUGGAGAUCUGCUGCUGAAACCCAUCAGGAGUAUUCUGCGUUACUGGGACUGGCUGAUUGCAUACAAUGUUUUUGUGAUCACCAUGAAGAAUAUCCUCUCAAUAGGAGCAUGUGGCUACAUUGAGUCAUUAGUUAAGAAUAGUUGCUGGUUGAUUCAGGCAUUUAGCCUGGCUUGUACAGUUAAAGGCUACCGUAUCCCAACCAGCAAUGUAGAUUGUAAACUGCCUAGUGGAGAAGCAGGAAUCAUCUGGGACAGUAUAUGUUUUGCUUUCCUGCUGCUGCAAAGAAGAGUCUUCAUGAGUUACUACUUCCUUCACGUGGUUGCAGAUAUAAAAGCUUCUCAGAUCCUAGCAUCAAGGGGUGCUGAGCUUUUCCAGGCUACGAUUGUCAAGGCUGUAAAGGCAAGAAUUGAAGAGGAAAAAAAAUCAAUGGAUCAACUGAAAAGACAAAUGGAUCGUAUCAAGGCCAGGCAGCAGAAAUACAAAAAGGGUAAAGAGAGGAUGCUAAGCAUGACACAGGAGUCUUCAGAGGGGCCUGAGAUUCGGAAGGUUUCUGAAGAAGAUGAUGAAGGAGAAGCAGACAAAGAGAAAGCCAAGGGCAAAAAAAAGCUGUGGUGGCGGCCUUGGGUUGAUCAUGCUUCCAUGGUCAGAAGUGGAAAUUAUUAUUUGUUUGAGACGGAUAGCGAAGAGGAAGAGGAAGAGGAGAAAAAAGAAGAGGAAGAGCCUCGAAAGAAGUCUGCAUUUCAGAGAGCUAUUGGAAAAUUUGCUUCAGCCAUUUUAGCCUUGCCAAAGUCUGUUAUUAAACUACCCAAAACUAUUCUUCAAUAUUUAAUCAAAGCAGCAAAGUUUGUUUAUCAGGCCUGGAUCACUGAUCCUAAAACUGCAUUACGACAGAGGCGCAAAGAAAAGAAAAGUUUUCAGAAAGAGGAGAAGCAAAGACGAAAAGGAUCUGGGGAUGGUGGUACUGAUGCAGACUAUGAAGACAGUGAAGAGGAACAGGUCAAGAAGAAAUCUGAUGGACCAGAUAACAUCAUAAAGAGGAUAUUUAAUAUUUUGAAGUUCACUUGGGUCCUUUUCCUGGCAACACUAGACAGUUUUACAGCUUGGCUUAAUUCCAUCUCAAGAGAACACAUCGAUAUCUCUACUGUGCUGAGAAUCGAGCGUUGUAUGCUCACCAGGGAGAUUAAGAAGGGAAAUGUUCCUACCCGGGAGAGCAUCCAUAUGUAUUACCAGAACCAUAUGAUGAAACUUUCCAGGGAGUCAGGACUGGACUCAAUUGAUAAAAAUCCCGGUCAAGCUUCUGGUUUGCAAGCUUCUGAAAGAAUGGAUAGUUUAGAUUCAGCAGCUUCUCGUGACAGUAUCUCCAGCUGCUACACUGAAGCAACCAUGCUGUUCUCAAGGCAGUCAACCCUUGAUGAUUUAGAUGGACCAGACACUGUUCCUAAAACAAGUGAGCGCGCUCGACCUAGGCUUCGUAAAAUGCAGAGCAUGGAUAUGUCCUCCUCAUCAGCUGACAGUGGCAGUAUAGUGUCAAGUGAACCUACACAGGUCACCAUGCUCUAUUCUCGUCAGGGGACAACAGAAACCAUUGAGGAGGUAGAAGGGGAGCACGAAGAGGAAGGAGCUCAUUCUGCUUCAAGGCAGGAUGAAGAGGAUGUGGAAGAUUAUAGCUUGGGUUCUGAAGGAGCUGCGCUUACUCCUGAUACUGAUGUGCCAUUGUACUCCACCGUGGAUAGCAAUGCAGAAGCUCCACCUUCCUAUAGCAAAGCUGUCAGCUUUGAACACCUUCCUUUUGGCUCCCCUGAUGACUCAGCUGGUAAGAGUCUCAUGAUGGUGAGCCCAGAUGACAGUCGGACGGACAGACUUAAUGAUACGAUUCUCCCUCCAUUGACGCAUGAGCUAACAGCUAGUGAGCUGCUUCUGAACAAGAUGUUUCAGGAUGAAGAGCUAGAGGAAUCAGAGAAAUUCUACGUUGGUCAGCCUCGAGUCUUGCUACUUAUUUAUGCCCUGUACAAUACAUUGGUGGCCCGGUCAGAAAUGGUGUGCUAUUUUGUGAUCAUUCUUAACCACAUGAUCUCUGCCUCCAUGAUAACCCUGGUGCUUCCAAUCCUUAUAUUCCUUUGGGCCAUGCUGUCUGUUCCUCGGCCAAGCAAACGUUUCUGGAUGACAGCCAUUGUCUACACUGAGGUAGCCAUCGUUAUCAAGUACUUCUUCCAGUUUGGCUUCUUUCCUUGGAAUAAAUAUGUGGAUUACACAAAAGAUAAACCUUACCAUCCACCCAAUAUCAUUGGCAUCGAGAAGAAAGAAGGCUAUGUGCACUAUGAUCUUGUUCAGCUCCUUGCUUUAUUCUUCCACAGAUCCAUUUUAAAGUGCCAUGGAUUGUGGGAUGAAGAUGAGAAAGGGGACAGCUCCAGUAAUAAAGAAGAUACUGAUGAUGAGCUCUCUCUGACAGGAGGCAGGAGAGACUCUUCAGGCUCUAUGAAGUCUGUCAAUCUUGCAGCAUCAGUGGAGUCCAUCCAUGUCCACUUCCCCGAGCAGCAGACUGCAAUCAGGAGGAAGAGCUCUAGCAGUGCAUCACAGCUUUCUCACAGAUCCAGCUUCUCCUCACACAGAUCUAAGAGAGGAAGUACCAGUACAAGAAACAGCAGUCAGAAAGGAAGCAGUGUGUUAAGCAUCAAGCAAAAAUCUAAGAAAGAGCUUCUUAUGGAAAAGUUUCGAGAACAAAUGAUCAAAGCCAAGGCCUUCACAAUUAAAAAGACUCUCCAGGUGUAUGUGCCAAUCAGACAGUUUUUCUACAAUCUUAUUCAUCCAGACUACAGUGCUGUGACUGAUGUGUAUGUGCUGAUGUUCCUCGCAGAUACAGUGGACUUCAUCAUCAUUGUGUUUGGAUUUUGGGCUUUUGGGAAACACUCUGCAGCAGCAGACAUCACCUCUUCAUUAUCAGAGGACCAGGUCCCGGAGGCAUUUUUGGUGAUGGUGCUCAUUCAGUUUGGUACCAUGGUGGUAGACCGAGCACUGUACCUCAAAAAGACUGUCAUGGGAAAGGUCAUCUUCCAGGUCAUCCUUGUUUUCGGAAUACAUUUCUGGAUGUUCUUUAUCUUACCUGGAGUGACAGAAAGGAAAUUUAGCCAGAACACUGUUGCCCAGCUCUGGUAUUUUGUGAAAUGUGUUUAUUUUGGCUUAUCAGCCUAUCAGAUACGCUGUGGAUAUCCAACUCGUGUUCUAGGCAACUUCCUCACUAAAAGUUAUAACUAUGUGAACCUGUUCUUAUUUCAAGGAUUCCGCCUGGUUCCAUUUUUGACUGAGCUGAGAGCAGUAAUGGACUGGGUUUGGACUGAUACCACUCUCAGUCUUUCCAGCUGGAUCUGUGUUGAAGAUAUCUAUGCUCAUAUAUUCAUCCUGAAGUGCUGGCGAGAAUCUGAAAAAAGAUAUCCCCAGCCAAGAGGCCAGAAGAAAAAGAAGGUUGUGAAGUAUGGAAUGGGUGGCAUGAUUAUCGUCUUGCUGAUUUGUAUUGUCUGGUUCCCACUGCUCUUCAUGUCUUUAAUCAAAUCUGUUGCAGGCAUCACGAACAAGCCUCUAGAUGUAUCAAUCACAAUAACUCUAGGAGGUUAUCAGCCUAUUUUUACAAUGAGUGCUCAACAGAAUCAGCUCAAGAAUUUGAAUCAGACUGAUUUCAAUGCGUUUCUGGGAAGCUAUAGGGGUAACACUGCUGCUUUGCAGUUUCUAGAGGGCUAUGGAAAAGAAGAUAUAACUCUUGCAGAUCUAGAAGGCAAUUCAAACUCCUUAUGGACCAUCAGCCCUCCCAGCAGAGAGAAAAUGAUACAGGGAUUGCUGGAUUUUUCAGCUGAGUUCACUGUAGUUCUUUCGUGGAGCAUUCAAAGAAAUCUUACUCUUGGUGCCAAAGCAGAAAUAGCAUCAGAUAAACUUACCUUUGGCCUACCAGAGAAAACCAGAAGAGAUAUUGCUACAAUGAUGUCUGGAAAGCAAUUGGAAAAGGUAACAUUAGAGACAGUGUAUCCAUACUACAUCAAGGCUCCUAGUGAUUCUCUGGCAAAACCCAUAAAGCAGCUAUUGACAGACUGCAGGUGGGAAAACAUUACAGUUUCCCUGGUCAAAAAUGUGUCUGAUGAGGGAGUUCGUGAGUGGUGGGUUUUGAAUCAGCUUGGGAAAAGAUACAAAACAUCUGAAGAGAGUCUUGAACUCUUCAUAUUCAGUGAUAAAGUCAGUCCACCAAGCCUUGGAUUCUUGGCUGGCUAUGGCAUCAUGGGACUAUACGCAUCAGUUGUCCUGGUGAUAGGAAAGUUCGUCCGUGAAUUUUUCAGUGGGAUCUCUCACUCUAUCAUGUUUGAGGAGCUACCCAAUGUAGACCGAAUCUUGAAGCUGUGUACUGACAUUUUCUUAGUACGAGAGACUGGAGAACUGGAACUAGAAGAAGACCUAUAUGCCAAACUAAUAUUCCUGUAUCGCUCACCAGAGACAAUGAUCAAGUGGACUAGGGAAAAAACUAAUUGAUCUCUUUGGUGUCACACUGCGAAUCAAGUUGAUUUCAUCUGAAUUUUAAAGAAAAAAGCACAAUAUUCUCUUAAGAGCUAAGCCUUUUAUAGUUAGGUAGCAAUGAUUUUUCACUGAAGGAGUCCUGGAAGCUACGGCCUUAGGAAUCCAUGCUGCCUUUCAAAUUAAGGAUCGACAGUGAAGAAAGUUGGAUGAUUUGCUGUUUUUAAUGUGCCACUCCUCUACAAUCUGGGGACUGCUUUGUAAUUUAAUCAGCAAAAAGUUUGCAUCUGUGUCUGGCUAAUUUAAUUUUCCAGACAAUAAUUAUUACCCUCAAAGAGAAAAGAAAGGAGUGAACCCACAGAUGACUCCAGUGUAACUUCCUAACCUUUUCUGGAGCCAUAUAGAUUGGAUUGUGCAAUAUGCUGUUGUACAUCACUGACUUUCAAGCUACAGUAAUGGGACACUGACUAGCCUUCAGGACACUCAAGACCCAGGGCCCCAGUGGGAACUGAAGACAUUCUAGCCAUACCCAUUUGUAGAAAAGCAGAGGUUUUGAUGUACAAAGGACACUGUGGACAAACCUCUGUUAGCAAAAAGAAUACAAGUAACAAUCUCUUUAAAUGCCUUAUUUUAUUUGUACAGUCACAGAAAAUAUUUCCACCAAACAUCAAUGACUUUUCUCAGGAAAAAAAAAAAAAAAAAAAGUAACUGAGACUUGACACUUCGUCAAGGGUAACUAAUGGCUAGAAUAAUUAUGGUGAAAUAUUGGGAUGUUCUGCUGGGCCAUUUUCUUCAAAGUUACUGCUUUCCAUUAGAUGAGAAAAGAAAGUGAAUUCAAUGGCCUAAGGAGCUACUUCAUUUCUUAUAACCCUUUAAAGACUGAAUAGUGUGUGCUUCUCUCUGCUUCCCAUGACAUGCUUUUUCCCAUUUCAAUGAUUUAAGGCAACCAUUGUUUUGCUGUUAGCCAAUAUUCUUCUUCCAGUGUUUCAGGUAUACAAAAAUGUUUACAUAUUUCAAGUCACAUUUUUACAUCCGAGACGGGUUUUUUUUAAGUUCCCAAAUGUAGACAUACAUAUGAGCUUGGAAAAUGGCCUUUUUUUCUUAAAUUACUAUUAUUAGUGACACAAUGGCUCAUUAAAGAUCAUUGUAGCAUGAAAAUUUACAUUUGCAAUGUAGGUUUCAUUCCAUGUUAAAAAAAAAUAUUGAGAAAAAAAGAUCAUUGAGUGGGUAGGGUAUGUUAAAAGGGUAUACUGUGUAGUUUUGAUUCAGUAAUGACUUAAAAUAAAGCACAUGUUGCAAAGUCAUUUUAGAAGUAUUUUUUCCUCUGCCUUUUUACAUGAAAUGGGAAAAGUUUGACAUUCUUCUAACUCUGUGACAAAUAAAUCUCUUUCUUGUAGUUAGCUGCUAUUUAUUAUAUGAAUAAUUAGUUAAUCACCGGAAGGAAAAUAAUACAACAUAAUUUGCUGGCACAUUUUACUGCAGAACUUCAUAAAACAGCACAACUGAAUGAAGUCGCAAAAUACUCUGCUCAGUGCUUCCAUGACAAGUGCUGUCACAUCCAUUCUAUACUGUGAAAACCAACAUUUUGAGCACCAUGAAGUGCACAAAAUAAAAGUCGCUUCAUCGUAUUGUAACAAUAAAAUCAUUUGGUGACUGGAACUCACUGGAAGACAACCUGAUUUCCUCUAAGUGUAAUGGAAAGGUGGCUCCUCAUACAACCAGGCAGCAUUCCCUGGUGGAGGGUUUUGCCUCAUUUCUUCCAUACAACCUGUGAAUGAAAAUCAAAAUAUACAAGGCAACCCUGACACAGGAUCCAACAGGGAUGCUAAAAUGUCCUUUGUGGUUAGAUGGAUCCUUAUCUGUGUUCAGUAACUUUAAGGAGGCAACACUGGAAGGAGAAGAGUGAAGGGUGUAAUGUGGUUCUGAAAGUACCAGCAGCAGAACCAUGCUGGCCAUAGUCGGCCUUGGCUCACUUUUUGGCUCCCUCUCUUUAACAGGCACUUACUUUCUGGUGAGAAAACUCUGUCUGCAUUAUGAGCUGUACAGUUAUUUGAGCUUUGCAGAAAUGUGCUGCUCUUUCUUUCAUGGAUUGAUCAAACUUUGAAAAUAAAAGAGUUCUUCUGUUGU